Aethina tumida (small hive beetle) is the source of this 2336-nucleotide messenger RNA. RefSeq names its product cardioacceleratory peptide receptor (gene Ccapr2). Bases 360 to 1739 code for a protein of 459 amino acids. The transcript has 9 exons. Gene Ontology annotation, molecular function: vasopressin receptor activity. Gene Ontology annotation, biological process: G protein-coupled receptor signaling pathway. The record is from RefSeq and is a predicted model, not a curated record. Gene Ontology annotation, cellular component: membrane. Lineage: Eukaryota; Metazoa; Arthropoda; Insecta; Coleoptera; Nitidulidae.
UCUAUCACUCUCAAACUCGCGCCAAGCCGCAAACACUUUGAAACUUUUCACUCACCACCAUCAACUACUCCAAUAUCAUUUUGUGUGUGCUCUGCUUUUUUGUGUCGUUAAUCGGACUCUUCCUCGAAUUUUUGCGAUUUGUUUCAGAUCAUCUGGCAGCGGGAGAGCCCUACGCGUCUAGUCUCGACUUGUUCACUUAGCCAAUUUACAAACUGGAAAGUUUUCAACUUACUUUUCCAUCACAAGAAAUAAAAUGUAUUUUUUCGCGUUCACGCCAACGAAUCUCGCAGACGCCAUUAGCACAUUCUUAAGAAUCCGGCCGUUGUUUAGGUAAGCUAAUAAAGGUAAAAGAACUCACGAUGUCCGGUGCCCAGAAGGGAGCACUUUACGCCGACAUCCUCCUGAAAAUUAACGCGUCCGAUCAGCAAACCUAUCAGGAUGUCACCUCGACGGUGUAUCCUGUUAUCAAAGGGCCGUUCUAUCGCAGCAUACAGACGACCAUCGAGACAAACAUCACUGAAUCGCUGAACGGACCCAAUCCCACCGACAUCAACUCAUUCUUCUUCUACAAGACGGAACAACUUACGAUAUUGUGGGCGCUCUUCGCCAUGAUAGUUCUCGGCAACUCGGCGGUGCUUAUUGCACUAAUCGUCAGCAAGUCGAGGAAGUCCCGAAUGAAUUUCUUCAUAAGACAUCUCGCCCUCGCCGAUUUGUCGGUGGGCCUGAUCAACGUGUCGACCGACAUCGCCUGGAGGAUAACGGUGGCCUGGCACGCAGGCAAUAUCCUCUGCAAAUUCAUUCGCUUCUUGCAGACGGUCGUCAUCUACUCCUCGACUUACGUGCUGGUUGCCCUCUCCAUUGACCGCUACGACGCCAUCACCCAUCCCAUGAACUUCAGCGGAAGCUGGAAACGUGCCAGGGUUUUAGUGAUCCUUGCGUGGGCACUCAGUAUCUUCUUCGCAUUACCCACCGCCUAUCUCUUCGAGGAAAAGUCAAUUGAUGGGUUGUCUCAGUGCUGGAUUGACCUGAAAGACUGGCAGUGGAAGGUGUAUAUGACCUUGGUAUCCUUAGCGUUGUUCGUUGUUCCAGCCCUGAUAAUCAGCGCCUGUUACGCCGUGAUCGUCUGGACGAUCUGGUCCAAAAGUAAGAUAUUAAUACCGGUUGGACACGUGCCAAUUAGACAGAACGACGAUCUCAUCGAUCGGAUCCCACGUCAUCAGUUCUACAGCGACGACCACGAUAGCCGAAGAGCCAGUUCCAGAGGAAUAAUUCCCAGAGCCAAAAUUAAGACUGUUAAAAUGACAUUUGUCAUCGUGUUCGUGUUCGUCCUGUGCUGGAGCCCUUACAUAGUGUUUGACUUGCUCCAAGUCUACGGGUACAUACCCAAGACGCAAACGAACAUAGCCAUAGCCACGCUGAUCCAGAGUCUGGCACCACUCAACUCCGCCGCAAAUCCGGUCAUCUACUGUCUCUUCUCCACCCACGUCUGCAGAAACCUCAGAUGCUGUUCAUUACUAAAAAAUGUAAACUUCGACCCCUGCAGAAAGUUCCCGCCGUUCACGUGGAUGUCGACAUGCCUGUCGCUGUGCUUCCCCGGCGAGGCGGACGGCUCCGGAACCGUGACGACGUCGUUGACGCACUCGUCGCGACGUUCCGGCUCAGCGGCCAGUCUCCGGCACACCAUACGGCUGCAGCCAGCCCUCCACAACACCCAUAAGGUCGCCAUCUCUGUUGUCUAGUCAUUUGUGGAAGUUCGAGAGUUUACUGAUUAAUGAGUCCUAAACACCGGCACAAGUAUUAAUUAGAAUUCGACUCGACAACUCCAAACAAGAAACAGUUUAUGUGUUUGUAUUACCGUGCAUUUCUAUAACAUAAAUUGUACCUUUAUUAGUUAUGUUCAAUUGCCUGAAGUAUUAUGUGCGAGAGUUUGCAAAUUCCCUGAACGUGUGGCGCACAGUUAUUCAUUCAUUAAUUGUAUUAAUUGUAUCGAUUAGACUUUCCAUCAUAGGUUUGUCAAUUCUCGCAUUCUUUCUUACGUAAAUCUAUUGACAAUAUAUAUAGAUCAAAAUAUUGUUGUUAAAUUACCGAUAGUUAGUUAAAAUUUAAAUACAGGGUGUUUUUAUAUAGAAUAGGAUCUUCUAUUUUAUACUGUCUAUUUUAUGUUACUAUUUUUAUUAAGAUCUGGUAAAUUUUUGAUCUCAAAAAAUUGAAUUAUUUGUUCACAAUUGUAAAUACAUUUUGUAAAUAUUAUGGAAUUGUACAUAAAAGUACCAAUUAUACACAAUUUGCUAACAACAUUUUGAUAAUUUUGUGAAAAUAUAUCUUAUAUUAAAUUA